Messenger RNA from Mesorhabditis spiculigera, 4227 nucleotides. NCBI's taxonomy places the organism in Eukaryota, Metazoa, Nematoda, Chromadorea, Rhabditida, Rhabditidae. The record is from the annotation of a GenBank genome assembly.
AUGACCGUUUUUCCUUCGGCUACCAGCUUUAAAUUGAUGGAUGGCGACGAAUAUUUUACGAUAGAUUUGACGCGAGGAGAAUUGACGCUUACGAGGACGAUCGAUUGGAGCGAGGCGCCAAGCCUUGUUGCAGUCAUCCAAUCGGAAAAUGAAGGGCUAAUUUCAAGCUGCGCUGUGCUUUUCAACAUUGAGGAUGUCAACAAUCAUACUCCCAGAAUCAUUAGCUCCCAACGCGUCUCGUUACCCCAUCCUGCACCAAGGCCACUCCACUACGUCGUAGCUGUAGAUGAAGACAGUGGUGACAAUGCUAAAAUCACCUACACUAUGGUCAAUGGGGAUACCUCAAAUUUUGCGUUGGACUCGAGAAGUGGGGCGUUGACCGUAAAUCGACACGUUGAUAUGGAUCAGGAAAUUACGGUUCGAGCCUCAGACAACGGGAAUCCGGCUCGAUUUGUGGAACAGAAAAUUCAGAUAACCCUCCACAAAUCAGCAAAUCGAUGGUCAUUCUUUUCGCGGCCUGUUUUUGAACUGGAUUUGAAUAAAGAGACUCCAAUCGGAACCCAAAUCCUUGAAUUUUCUUCGCCAGUGACCAAUCAUUUCUAUCUCCUCCCUUCCGAUUUGCCCUUCAAGAUCGAUAAAUCAAAUGGCCGGAUUAUCGUGGCAAACACAAUGUCCGCAGAUACCUACAGUUUCACAGUAUUUGUCGAGAACAAUGAAAGUCAAAGCGAUCAUGCUGGUAUCAUCAUAAACACCGGCAAAAAUACCACCAGCUACUUAAAGAUCAGCCCGGCAUCCUGCGGCUCUUCUUCCCUUAUCGAAAAUUUGCAAGCUACAAACUUUAAAAGGAUCGUAUCAAGUGGUGCUACAAAUGCGACUUACCGAAUCGAAGGUGGCAAUGAUGGGAAUCUGUUCGAGAUUGAUGCCCAAACCGGGUGGCUUUCUUCUCGAGCUUUGGAUCGCGAGCUGAAAGAUGAAUACAAUCUACUCAUCGCCGUCGCAGAAGGCAGUGACCAGGACAACUGCACGGUGCUUGUCACGGUUCUGGACGAGAAUGACAAUCCUCCGACUUGGAAUAGAAAUGCUGAGAUUGAGCUGAAGGUGGAGGACGACACGAAAUUAGGCACAAUUUUGGCCUCAUUACUUGCUAGCGAUGCCGAUAAGGGUCCAAAUGGGCAAAUCGAUUAUUCGAUCAUCGACGAUCCUUCAUCGUUGUUGGAUAUCGAUCCUGAUACGGGAAAAAUUUCCUAUGCUAGAGAACUCCCGGUUUUGGCACAAGAAACAAAAAUUCGUGUCCGUGCAACAGACCGAGGAAUGGAAAAACGGCUUUACACCGAGAAGCUGUUAACGUUGAAAGAUUAUCGAACUCAUUAUGAAGAUCCCCCAGACGUGCCGGAAUUUUUACAUGCAAAAUAUGUGGGAAGUGUUGAGGAAGGGGAACCGAUGGGUCGAGAAGUUUUGCGACUAUCUACUACGCAUUCACGUCGAGAUGAAAAGAUCGCUUAUAGCAUUGUCGAUGGGAAUCAUGACUCGGCUUUUGAGAUUGAUGAAAAUGGCGUAAUUCGCACAGCGCUGGAAUUGGAUAGGGAAAUCCGCGGAUAUUAUGAAUUAAAAAUUCUUGCCACGAGUUCGCUACCCGCCCAGUCUGCUGCAAAAGCUUCUAUUACCGUACUCAACGUUAAUGACAAUGCCCCAUCGUUUCCCAUCACCAGAAAACGAAAAUUGUCAGAAGGGGCGACCGUUGGCUCGUAUAUCACAACAUUAUUGGCAAAUGAUGUGGACGAAAAUAGCUUGGCUGAAUAUACCAUCGAAAGCCAAUUAAAUGGCGGUGAAGAGGCGAAAGAACCAAAUUUUGCGAUUGAUAGUCGCACUGGGGCUAUUCAUCUUGUCAAAGCUUUGGACCGUGAAGAGUAUGAAAAUGUCACUUUAAAAGUCAAGGUGUGGGAUGGCCGUCACCCAGCAUACACUGAAUUAUUCAUCGAGAUUCUAGACGAAAACGAUAAUUCUCCAACAUACAAUCAACUGGUUUAUGAGGCUACCGUAUCCCGCUCGGUUAAUGCUGGCGAUAUUGUGGUGGUCUUUGGGGCUACGGACAAAGAUGCGUCAGAAGCUUCGUCGCAAAUAAAUUAUUCCCUCGAUGACCCAAGUGGAUAUUUCAAAGUGGAUCCGUUAACAGGCACUGUUUCACUAGCGAAACCUCUAGAAGAACAUCACAAGACCAAGUACACAUCAUUCCUCAUGACGGCAAUUGCAACCGAUAAUGGCUUACCUGCCAAAAGUGCAUAUGCUGCUGUUCGAAUCGUCGUUAAGGAAGAAAACACACUUUCACAGCCAGCAUUCGACCUUGAUCUAUACGAAUUUACCGUAUCCGAGCACUUUUCGGUCAACAUGCCGGUUGGUGAUUUCACGUUGAGCGGCACGGAUUCAAACGAGAACCAUCUAAACUUCCGAAUUCUCGACCCUGUGGCCGCCGUACAUUUCGCUAUCGACAGAUUUGGGGUUCUUUGGCUAAGAAAGUCAUUGACCUACGCACGCAAGCAAUUGUUCGAAUUUACGGUCGAUGUGGGCACCGGACGCGGAUCUGUUAAAAACGCUACAGUACCUGUCACUAUUCGUAUCAUUGAUGAGAACGACCAUUCACCCAUAUUCCAAUCCGUCGCUGAAAUGAAGAUUCCAGUUCAGGAAGGAGCACAAAAUGGACAGAGCUUGGCGAGAUUUUCUGCUGUUGACGAAGAUUUUGGAGAAAAUGGACGUGUGGAAAUACGGGUCGUUGCUGGAGAGGAUUCAAAUCGAGUCCGAAUUGACGAUUCCGGAAUACUAACGUGGAAUGGAGGAGACAGUCAGGAUGCACCAAAUGGAAGCAUUGUGCUGCUUGCACAUGAUUUUGGGAUUCCGUCCAGAGCAGCUCUUAUCGAAAUCCCAUUUGCCGUUGAAACCUCGAAGUGGGGUCAGAGCGCCCCAUUCUUUGUGAUGUCCGAAUACCGAAAACAUAUUCGAGAAGGGUUAUCCAGUAUCAGAAGCCAUGAUCCUAUUGAAGUAACGCGAGUUCGAGCCGUGAAUCGAUUGGGAGCCCGUAUCAACAAUUUACGAUAUUCUUUCAAGGACAGAGACUCGAUUUUUUCAAUCGAUCCUUCAUCCGGGGUGAUUUCCUCCCUUGAAAAUCUUGACUAUGAGAAACAGAAAAACCACGCGCUGACUGUGCUAGCUACGGAUGGAGCAGGACGCUCUGCCGUGACGACGGUCGAGAUAGAAGUUCUUCCAGUCGACGAAUAUCCGCCAUUAUUUUCAAAGUUAUCCUACACGUUUUCGAUACCGCUUGAUGCUGACAUUGGGCAAGAUGCCGGUCAAAUUUCGGCUGUCGACGGUGAUACUGGUCCGGAUGGAAUGGCAGAGGGGGCUGUGAAUAAAUACUUUGCCAUUGAUCCAACUUCCGGAGUGCUACGACUGGCAAAUCCGAUCGAGCCCUCAAAAAAUGGUACGAUCGAGACGUUGGUGAUUGUGGCAGAAAGCGGGCCACUUCAGCAAUCCCGGGCAACGGUAUUUGUCGAGAUUGGUGGGGUUGCCGCAACGCUAGCGAGUGGGCGGAUAGGCUCUCCAUUGGUGUGGAGUGUAAUUGCUGGCAUUCUGGUGCUACUUUUGUUACUCACUUGUGUACUCGCACUCUGCAUCUAUCGGCAUAAGACAAGGAUCAAAACGGUUGAUAGCCCAAGAAAGCAGGUUUAUGCCAUCUCGAAAGGCCAAAUAUCUUCGAUGGCUGACAUUGGAAGAACAUCACCUAUCAAGCCCAGGCUACCACCACGGUUCCCGGCGAUAAAACAGUCUUCUUCAAGAAGCUCCUCCGCUUCCGAACACCCAAAUCUCCGACAUUCCGGCCUUUCGUCUCGUGAAUUUUUAUCUAACAGAUCACAGCCCGACUCUGGAAUUGACCAGGAUACGGUGUCGUUGACAUCAUCUGUUAAUGAGUACCUGCACUCAUUAGGGGUUAGUUUGCCCGCAAAGAAGAAUCAGCGGAACGCUCGUGAGAUGGAUGCUUUAAUUUAUGCACGACUGGAGGAUGUUGUUCGUCACGAUCCGGAUACGAGCUAUGAGUAUCAGCACGUACCUUCUCAUCUAACUCCAUCACCGCAACAAACCACCAGUGAUGCACUUUCAAAUCUACAACGUAGAGCUGAAAACUACUACGAAGAACGGGUCAGACCGGCCGCAGCCACGGCCCGUUUUGUCGAUAUU